This is a messenger RNA of Mizuhopecten yessoensis (Yesso scallop), 2118 nucleotides long. RefSeq lists its product as uncharacterized. Bases 375 to 2009 code for a protein of 544 amino acids. The transcript has a single exon. Gene Ontology annotation, molecular function: zinc ion binding. Lineage: Eukaryota; Metazoa; Mollusca; Bivalvia; Pectinida; Pectinidae. The record is from RefSeq and is a predicted model, not a curated record.
AAAAAUGGUUUUUAACAGAAAACAUCUCUUAUUAUUUUAUGACAUAAUCUGCUUUGAUGAACGUGAAUGUGCAUGUGUUGUUGUUCGUUGUCUGUGGACGGCCUGACAUUGUAAACAAGGUGAGUGACUAUACGUGACUACAAAUGUACUGUGGUUCCCAAACGGGCACCAACCACUGGAUUUAGUAAAACAAAACACACUUUUAGUUGACACUAAGGAUUAUGAGAAAUUCCUGAUUUAGGGACACAUUUUUCAUUGUGGUCGUUUUUAACGGUAUUAGAUACCAUGUAAACAGCUAUACAACAUACUGCUUCACCGUGAAAUCAAUUUUCUAUAGUCAAUAGUCCUCAACUGUUUCACAUCUUUUUAUCACAAUGGCAACAUCACUGCACAAAGCGCAAAUCCCUUUCCGGGUUAAAGGUCAAACCACCUGUAUUCACCACAAGGCGGAACAAUUGGACCUUUACUGUGAAGAAUGCCAACAACUUGCAUGUACUAACUGUCUGUCUAUUGUACAUAAGAGCCAUCCAUUGUGUAGAUUAGAUCAAAUAACUCCCAAAAAGAAAGAAGACAUCCAAAACUACAUAGACAAAACCGAGAAAGCUGACCUGGUACAAAUCGACCAAUACAUCACUGCUACUGAGGAACAUUUAAAGGACAAUGCAAAUAACUUUGAAAAACUUUCACAUCAGUUAAAGACGCAAACUAACAAAUUAAAACAUGAUCUUGACCUAAUUACAGCUGAGACGUUGUCUCUCUAUCAACAAAUGGAGGAGGAUAACACCAAACUACUACAAACCUACAAACAGGACCUGGAAAUGUACAGUACACAGCUGAAACAACAAGUGCAAGAUUUGAAGACAGCACUUCAGCGGGGCUCUGACAUACAAAUCUACGACGCAGGAUCUGAAAUUCAAUCUUCUGUCACACCCCCUGUUAAACCUACCCUGGGUACCGCUAGCUUCAGUCCUAACCGAAAUCCUCAGAAUUUUCUGGAACAAGCAUUGGGAAAAGUUAACAUCUCAAGUCAAGGUCAUGGUCAAGCCUUACAAGAACAUUAUCGUUCAGUAGGAUCAUAUGCUGGGCAAGGAUUACUCUCUACACAACUCCAGUCAAAACUAAAGGUUAAGACACCAUCUACUCAACAGAGAUCAAACGGAAGAAAGGACGUGUCCGGUCCAGUGUUUACCUUGUUGUCUCAAACCAAGGUGUUGGGGGAUUGGGAGUCUCCAUGUGGCAUCACUUGUGUAUGUCCCACCACUGAUGGUCAGGUGUUGACCAGUUACUAUGGCGGUGACACCAUAACUCUCCAGGACAGGAAGGGCAAAGUUAUACAGGAGGUUAAACACAAUACUUUGAUAGGUGACAUAAGUCUGUCACCUACAACCAACACACUGUGGGUCUGUGACUGGCUAAACAACCUCACAGAGCUCGUGUCAGGACGACUAGUACACAGAUUCAGUACCAGGAAGACACCAAGGUGUAUCUGUAUUACAGCUAGUAACCAUGUCAUUGUAGGGAUGGUCAAACAUAUCUCCAAAUUUACCACAAAAGAUAAACUGGUAGUUACUACAUCAGCUAAGGGAAAGACACUAGUGUGUACACCACACAGGAUCUCAGAGUGUCCUGUCACUCACAAUGUCGCAGUGGUUGACUUGGAUAUAAAAUAUAAUGGUGGUGAAGGGAAAGCACAUGUUGUUGUCAUGGACACAGAUUUCAAGGAACUAUUUGUAUAUGAUGGUAAAGUCCCACAUACCUUUAAAUCAACAUCACAGUCAGGAGGUAAACGAUUUAACCCCUCUGGUGUGGUGUAUGAUAGUGUUGGUAACCUAGACAUAGGGGACUAUUACAACAACCGUAUCCUACUCAUCAGUGGGCGUGGUGAGUUCCUCAGGAUCAUCCACACAGAUGACGACUGGACACGGUCUAUUGGUGUAGACAGGGAGAAUGUCCUGUGGGCAGCGUUUGGGUUUAACAAUGUCAAACUACUACAGUACAGCAGUGUGUGACGACUGGACAAAAUAUCAUGUGUAUAUAAAGUAACAAACACUGAAAGGAUGAUGGAAAUUGUCUUGAAAAAUUUCAACACAAGAUGUAAACUACGGAACUAAGAAGUGU